GCGAGAGCGGGGCUCGUUUCUCCGUGGAUACGGAAGUGACGUGCAGUCGCAGUCCACUCCACGGGUAGAACGGGUCGGAGGAGCGUAAACAGGGUUUUGCUAUUCUCUGUCGCCGUCUCCAUCUUUAAAAGUCUGCCGCGCAGCACACCGUCCUGUGGGGAGCAAGAUGGGGGCAGUCCUCGGUCUCUGCUCCAUGGCGAGCUGGCUACCAUGUUUAUGUGGUAGUGCCCCAUGCCUACUGUGCCGAUGCUGCCCCAGUGGAAACAACUCCACCAUCACAAGGGUGGUAUAUGCACUCUUCUUGCUUCUUGGAGUGGGUGUAGCUUGUGUGAUGCUAAUACCAGGAAUGGAAGAACAGCUGAAGAAGAUUCCUGGGUUUUGUGAUGGCCAUGUAAAUUGUGACGUUCUAGUAGGGUACAAAGCAGUGUACAGGGUGUGCUUUGGCAUGGCCAUGUUCUUUCUCCUGUUCUCCUUAUUGAUGAUCAAAGUGAAGAGCAGUAGUGAUCCCAGGGCAACAGUGCACAAUGGAUUCUGGUUUUUUAAGUUUGCCACAUUAGUUGCAAUUACGGUCGGAGCAUUUUUCAUUCCAGAGGGACCCUUUACGACAGUAUGGUUUUAUGUAGGCAUGGCUGGUGCAUUCUGCUUCAUUCUUAUCCAGUUGGUUUUACUGAUUGAUUUUGCCCACUCCUGGAAUGAAUCCUGGGUUGAAAAAAUGGAGGAAGGGAACUCAAGAUGCUGGUAUGCAGCUUUACUUUCUGCAACAGCACUAAAUUAUCUUCUAUCUCUGGUGGCCAUUGUCCUAUUUUAUGUUUAUUACACUCACCCAGAAGGUUGUUCUGAAAAUAAGGCAUUUAUCAGUGUCAAUAUGCUGCUUUGUAUCGGCGCAUCUGUCAUGUCAAUUUUGCCUAAAAUUCAGGAAUCGCAACCAAGAUCCGGGUUGUUGCAGUCAUCUGUGAUAACAGUUUAUACCAUGUAUCUAACAUGGGCAGCAAUGACCAAUGAGCCAGACAGGCAAUGCAAUCCAAGCUUGCUGAGCAUAAUUGGCUAUAAUUCCACAAGUCCUCCAAGCCAGGGUCAAUUUGUCCAUUGGUGGGAUGCCCAAGGAAUUGUAGGGCUCAUCCUGUUCUUACUGUGUGUUCUCUACUCAAGUAUCCGGACAUCCAAUAACAGCCAGGUCAAUAAACUGACACUAACUAGUGAUGAAUCAACACUGAUAGAAGAUGGGCUUCCUAGAAGUGAUGGCUCCCUCGAUGAAGGAGAUGAUUUCCACCGUGCUGUUGAUAACGAGAAAGAUGGAGUUACUUACAGUUAUUCAUUCUUUCACUUCAUGCUUUUCCUUGCUUCACUUUACAUCAUGAUGACUCUAACCAAUUGGUACAGUCCCGAUCCUGCCUCUGCCUCAAUGACCAGUAAGUGGCCAUCUGUGUGGGUAAAGAUAUCUUCCAGCUGGAUUGGUAUAGUCCUCUACGUGUGGACUCUGGUGGCUCCACUUGUCCUAACAAACCGCGACUUUGACUGAGCCAAGCAUCUCGUCUGAAAGUUGUAUUUUGUUGCUUACUUGAAGCUAACAGUAUUCCAUACUAAGAUGUAUUUGUAAAUAUGUGUGUGCGUGAAUGUACUCUCUGUGUAGUUUAACUUGUUCUGCAUGGUUACUUUUAGAUCAUGUUUUUCCAUUUCAGUGACUGUUUUCUAGCUGAGCUUAGUGAUGAUUGCUGCUAGAUGGGAUAAUAAUUCUGUGUGUGUUUACACAGUCACUUCUGCAGUCUCCUUUUAAAAGCAAAAAGUGUGUGUGCAGGUUUGGAGUGCAAAACCAUCUCCUGCUUACAGGUUGUUUCCCUUCAGGUCCCCUCUGGACACUUUUCCUGCAGCUGGGGUUCUAAUACAAGAAGGAGCAUGCUGAGAGAAAAGUAUAUCUGAAGAGAUACAGGAAGGUGAAAGUGCAGUUCCCCUCAUCUGAGUGCCCUUGAUAGUGUUGAAAUUGGAUUUCCCACCCCUUCUUUCUAUGUGAUUGGGGCAGUUCUGUGUGGAAACGGUUGCUGCCAUCACAUCUACUUGGGCCUUUGCUACUACAUUACUAGUGCAGAGCCCUCUUUGUUGGAAUAGCUUGCUCCCUUAAAAAAGAAAAAAGAAAAAUCACAAUCUUGGUGAUCUUUGGGGCAGGGCAGUUGAAUGUAUGGUGAGCAUGUUUGCCUCCUUUAAAGUGGCAAAGGUAACUGGCACUUUAAAGAAGGUCAUUUGCCUUGCUGUAAGUUUGUGCAGCAUGAUCUUCCCUGUCUCUUAGCAAGGGAUCAGGUUCAUGUAUCACUGCAAAUCCUGCCUUUAAAAUGACAACGCUAAGCACGAUCCCUCCCUCUCUUUUUGGAAGUGCUUUAGCAACAGAGGGGGAGAGAUCCCAGGCCCAUAGUGAAAGGCAGCUAUUUUUCCUAGGAGAAUACUGUUCUUUGUGAGACAACUUUAUCCUCCAUGAAAUGUCACCUUUCACGGCAAAAAAUGAACUCAAAACAUUCAGUUGAGCCCUGCUACUGUACUCCUAGAUCUUGUUCUGAUUGAAUGGUGUAUUCUUUUUUUAAAUGGAAGUAUUUUAAAUGCAUGUAAAUAGGCUAAGGUUGAAAGCCAAAUAGUUGCAGCUAUAAUUAGAUGGGUAACCACAAGGAAUGUUAGAAGAGGCUGUUGGGAAUGAGCUAGGAUUGUCUUUGACAGUUUUCUGGGCCUUGAUUGCAGGACUGCGUUCAAAUAAGCAAUACAGUGUUGUUUGCUUCUUGCUACUUUUAGGUGCAAUUUUAGUUGUGUACAGCAAGGAAUGGAAAAAGUGUUUUCCUAUCUCACUCAGCUGUGAUGUCUGCACUGCAAAGGUGAGGGAAUUAAAGCAAUGGAAGAGAGAGUGUGAGUGUGUUGAUGGUGGCUAGUCUUUGGGGUUGCUGUAUUACCCCAGCCAAAGUUCUUAUGGGUGGCUGGGUUAGGAGAGUCUGCUGUUAAAUCUGAUUCUGAUUAAGAUUAAGAAUCAGAUACCAGAAGCAUAGAAGCCUCUGUGUAGCUUGGGGGCUUCAGUUUGCUAAAGGAACAGAGCAUCAACUGGUGGGGGGCCAAGGAAUGUCCAGUCCGCUAAUGGGCCUUCGCUGAUGAAAAAGCAGAGCAAGGAGUAGGCUGUUUGAUCUGGUAGGGAGGGAAAGAAUGCAUCUGUGACUUAGCAGUCCCUUUCAUAAAAUCUUGAUUUAUUUAUUUUUUAAACUGGCAAAUUGAUAUUUCUGUUGAGAACUGUCACCAGGGCUAGGGUAAGCAUGCAAGGCCUAGCAUUAUUUUUUUUUAAUAUGGGGCUGGUUGCUGUGCUUGUAGAUUCGAUGAAGUAGAAGGGUGGCAUUAAAGGAACUGGAGUAAAUAUUUUCAAGGUUGCACUAGGAAUGAUUAGAAACUUGCAUGAGAUUUCUGGACAUGAAAAAAAGCUGCCAGUUUGCUCAGGUUUGCUGUUUUUCAAGUGGAGUGCUUUGGAAUAUUAGUCACACUAAUAAUGCAUGUUAUAGGUGUCAUUCAUUUUUGUAUCCGUUUGAUACUAAGGGUUUGUUUUUUUAAUGUAACCGCACUUACGUUGUUCUAACGUAACCGCUAGUGCUAAUUGCAGGAAUUGUAGUUAGUGUCCAUCAGUGCUGGAAACUGUAGUGUAUCCCAUUGCUGACAACUGGACACACCAAGAACGUAGACUACAGAUGCCUGACUCUUACAGGAUGUUUCUUUAUUAUUUUUCUUUUCUUUCUUUCACUUGAUGCUUUAUACGCCAAUCUGGCAUAUCAGUAUGUUCUUGGGAGGUAUUAUCUAGCUUAGUUAGCAAGUUGAGAAUCAAGUUAAUCCUCUCCAGCAAUAUUUGCUGGAUACAUGAACACUUAUUGAUAUUAAUUUGCAGUUAAGAACACCUGUAUUCUAUAGCUGGUCUCUACAAGGAAGUUGUUCUGUUCAAGAUAUUGGGAAACCUGAACUAUUUUAAUCUUUCAACAAAAUCUGGAACUGCAUCCUGUGUGUGUCCAUUGCUGGCAAUGGUUUGACACUUGGAAAACCCAGGAACAAUUAGGUCUUUUUUUGUAUAGUGUGCUUUGAAUAUGUUCAAAUGCUGUGCUGAUUUAACUGGAAGUACAAUUAUUGUUUGCUCUGAGGUCAAACUGGGAGAGAAUUGUAUUUCAGCUUCAUCAGUGUUCUUAUAUUGCUGUGCACUCGCUGCUUAUUACUAACUCAUGUUGAUACUUCUAAAAAAAAAUCAAAAUUACAUUGUAAUAUAUUGAAAGACUGAUUGUAAAUUCAACAUGAAGAAUGCAAUAUGGAGGUAGAUUUUAGUAUUUAAUGUUUAGUCACUUUGAGUAUAUUUGCUGUAACUAUCAAUAAACACUCAGAUAAAAUGGC
Hemicordylus capensis (graceful crag lizard) is the source of this 4386-nucleotide messenger RNA. It is a transcript of the gene SERINC1, whose product is annotated as serine incorporator 1. The transcript is spliced from 10 exons. The record is from RefSeq and is a predicted model, not a curated record. Gene Ontology annotation, cellular component: membrane. Bases 167 to 1519 code for a protein of 450 amino acids. NCBI's taxonomy places the organism in Eukaryota, Metazoa, Chordata, Lepidosauria, Squamata, Cordylidae.